UGUAAAGAGGGCAAAAAUUCUCCUACUUCAUCACUGCCACCGCGCCACCGCCUUACUAUUUCCUCUUAAGAAACUUUCCAUUAAUAUAACCUAUCUAUUCUUUUUCAAUCCCCAGCAACAAUUCUUCACAUUAAUCAAAGCAUUAACAAGAAUCAAAAUGUUCAAGAAGUCCGUUGAGGCGAAAUCGCACCAGAGACUCUCGGGAGCUGACCGGAAGAAGCUGAAGAGAACUCUCAGAGAGAGGUUCCCUCGCGCUUCCGAUCUCGAUUUCGACGCUUUACUCCCUCCCAAGGUAGAGAUCACACUUUCAAAGUUUCAAAAUCGGGUACUUUUAUAUAGUGUUGAAGGUGGUUUACCUAUGUUUUUUGACAUUGAUGGACGAGGCACAGAUAUAUUUCCCACAGUUUUUGCUCUGUGGAAAGUCCCUGAUCUGCUGCCGUCUUUUAUGCUGAAGGGGGGUGAGGUCUCACGAUUUGUCAUUGGCGGGGCAGAUUUGAUGUUCCCUGGUAUAAGCAUACCCUCAGAAGGUCUACCAUCGUUUUUAUCUGGGGAACCAUGGGCUAUAAAAGUUCCUGGCAAUCCAGCUCCUAUUGCAGUUGGUUCUACCACUAUGAGCAGCACUGAAGCAGUAAAAGCUGGUUUGCGUGGAAAGGCUCUAAGGAUAACUCACUAUUAUCGUGACUUACUUUGGGAAUCAGUUGAGGGCCAUUAUGUGCCAAAUGCAGGUUUUUUUGAAGAUGUGGUCCUUGCAGAUCCUGCUUUUUUGUCAACAUGUCAAGUUUCUGAUUCAUGGGAAGGCAUUGCCGAGAGUUCAAAUGAUCAACAGAGUGACAUAGCAACUGAAGAAGGGGGAACAGCUGAUGUAAAAGAUGUCAUUUCUGAACCUAAUCCUGGUUCAAUUACACAAAAUGAUCAUCAGGGUAAUGCAGCCGAGCUGGUAACUGCAGGUGUAAAUGAUUUGAAAUUAACAGAAAAUUUGGAUGCUGAUGAAUCAAGUGUGGAGCAGCAUGUUCUAUCCACUGAGGAUGUGGAUGCUCAUUUGGACAAAUGCCUUCUACAAGCUUUGCAUACUACAGUGAAGGAUAAAGACCUGCCAAUACCCGGAAGCACAUUGUGGUCAAACCAUGUAUUACCCUGUAGGCCUUCAGGUAUCAUGCUGGAUGUCAAGAAAUCAUCGCAUAAGAAACUGGCUAAAUGGUUGCAAGCUAAAGCUUCUUCAGGACUGAUUUCUGUGAAAGAAGAUAAAUAUAAGAAGGAAGUGGUAUUGUUUUCUGUUAACCGCAGUCAUCCGGACUACGUAUCCUUCAAGCCAGAGAAACGGCAAGUAGAGAAAACCAAUCAGGCAGUUGAUGGUGCCGCUACUGAUAGUCGAUCUCAAAAAUUGCUAGAAGUGGCAGAAAUUUAUAAACCAAGUGUGCAUGUCAACUCUGUUUUCACCUCUGUUGGUGCUGAUAUAGGAAAACUUUACAGUGCCUCUGAAGCCAGUGAGGUUGUUUUCAAGUACAUCGAGAAAGAAAAUUUGGUUAAGCCUACUAAUAAAUCCAUUGUGGUUUUGGAUCCAACUUUAUGUGAUGCAUUGUUCAAGGGAGCCAUUAAGAAAGGAACAACAUACCCAACAGAGAUACAUAAGAAAGAAUUAGGAUCAACAUUUGUAAGCCGGAUGCAGCCCCACCAUGUUGUGACCCGAGGAAGCGAGUCUGUUGUUCGUAAAGGUGCGCUGAAAACAAUUCAGAUAUUAACGGAACGCGACAAGGAAACAAGAAGGUGACAAAAGUUUCAGGUCUGGAAUCGUUCUUGCUGGAUGCUGAAGCAUUAGCAUCAGAGCUGCAAAAAAAGUUUGCUUGCAGUAAAUCAGUGGCAGAAUUACCUGGUA
This is a messenger RNA of Pistacia vera, 1873 nucleotides long. RefSeq names its product eukaryotic translation initiation factor 2D. The coding region runs from base 158 to 1768 and encodes 536 amino acids. The transcript is spliced from 7 exons. Gene Ontology annotation, biological process: formation of translation preinitiation complex. The record is from RefSeq and is a predicted model, not a curated record. Gene Ontology annotation, molecular function: translation initiation factor activity. NCBI's taxonomy places the organism in Eukaryota, Viridiplantae, Streptophyta, Magnoliopsida, Sapindales, Anacardiaceae.